AUCCAAGGAUCACAUGGCAACAAACCAAUUCCCCCCCAAUCCAACCAACCUUCCUUCUUUAGCCCUAAUCUGUCUCCAUCCCACAUCACUCCCCAUCAACACAACCCUUACCUUCUUCUUCUUCUUCUUCUUCUUCUUCGCCCCAUGAACUCCAUCAACUUCUCCAAUGGAACCCAAAGACCGCCCUCACCGUGCAACCACCACCUCCGGAGCCAGUGAACUCUUCAUCUGCUUCACCUCCCGUCCUUCCAACACCUCCAACUCGGCCGCCACCACCAUGCGUGUCCCCUCCGCCAAGUCCCUCAUGUCCCCGGCGCGCACCGGUGCCCCAUCACUCUCCUCCUCCCUCAGCCGCCGCCUCCGUAGCAGCGGCAGCGUCAAGGCCGGCGAACAGUCCCCCAUGUUCCCCGCCGCCGUCACCGCCGCCGCCGCACGCAAGAAAGGCUGCUCUUUUGAAGCUGCUGAGCCUUCCUCUCCGAAAGUCACUUGCAUUGGCCAAGUCCGUGUUAAAUCUAAGAAAAAGAAGAACAAGUGCAAGGCUGCACAAGGUGCGGCCAUGGCGAGGUCUAGAUCUCAGAGGAGAAGUGGAGGAGAAGCCAGCUUUAGAAGAGCUGGAGUUGGAGUUGGAGAAGGUGAGAGGGAGUGCAGGCCUUGGGGGUUUUGUGAGGCUUUGCGUUCGUUUGGAUCGGAGAUCAAUUGCUUUGUUCCGUGUAGAGGUGGUGGGAGGUCUUCAUUUUGUUCAUCUUCAAAGGCUGGUUUUGAAGUGGAGGAGGAGAAGAGGAGGAAAGGGUCUUCUUGUGGUGGUGCUGUGUUUGGGUGGAUGAUGGCUGUGCAGGAGAGUGAGGAAGGGAAAGGUGGUGAAGUUGUGGGUUUGGUUGUGCAGGAGAAUGGGAGAAGAGAGGUGAGUUUGGUGGUUGAGAAGGUGGAGGAGGAGGAGAAGGAGAGGGUGGAGAUGGAGGUGGAGGUGGAGGUGGAGGAGAGCAGAGGGAGUGUUUGUGUUCCUCCAAAGAAUGCUUUGUUGUUAAUGAGAUGCAGGUCUGAUCCUGUUCGAAUGGCUGCUCUUGCUACCAGGUUUUGGGGUUCUCCAGCUGCUGCCAAAGUUGGAGCUGAAGAAGAGGAAGAAGAAGAAGAAGAAGAAGAAGAAGAACAACAACAACAGCAAAAAGAAGAAGAAGAAGCUGUUGCUGUUCAUGUUGAAACAAUAAUAGAGAAAGAAGAAGAACAAGAAGAACAACCACUAGAACAAGAAAAAGAAGAGGAAGAGAAGGUUGAAGUUGAAACAGCCAUUGUUGAGAAUAAGAAAAACCUGGAAGAAAAAGAAGAAGAAGAAGAAGAAGGACAAGAGAAAGAGGAAGCAAAGUUUGAGGUUUUGGAAGAGAAUGGGGGAAAAAAAGAGAAGAUCAAAGAUGAGAGCUUUUACUGA
This is a messenger RNA of Dioscorea cayenensis subsp. rotundata (Guinea yam), 1423 nucleotides long. Its product is annotated as cilia- and flagella-associated protein 251-like. The coding region runs from base 167 to 1423 and encodes 418 amino acids. Lineage: Eukaryota; Viridiplantae; Streptophyta; Magnoliopsida; Dioscoreales; Dioscoreaceae. The record is from RefSeq and is a predicted model, not a curated record. The transcript has a single exon.